This is a messenger RNA of Ziziphus jujuba (common jujube), 1430 nucleotides long. RefSeq names its product peroxidase 5. Gene Ontology annotation, biological process: response to oxidative stress; hydrogen peroxide catabolic process. Gene Ontology annotation, molecular function: peroxidase activity; heme binding. The coding region runs from base 139 to 1164 and encodes 341 amino acids. Lineage: Eukaryota; Viridiplantae; Streptophyta; Magnoliopsida; Rosales; Rhamnaceae. Gene Ontology annotation, cellular component: plasmodesma; plant-type cell wall. The record is from RefSeq and is a predicted model, not a curated record. The transcript has 2 exons.
UUCAUUCCCUUUCUCCUAUAUCACCCUUUUUUGGGACGUCAACUUUCUCAGUACAAAUUAAGCUGAGUACAUAUAUAUAUAUAUAUAUAUAUAUAGGUACUCCUCAUCAUCCUGUGUCUGGCUACUAAUUAAUUAAAAAUGGGUUCUACUCGUGGUUUUGGGCUUCACAGUAGUGUUUCAAUUCUUUCAUGCAUGUAUCUCUACCUAUCACUGUCAGCUUCUACCUUGGCUUCACCCUCCCUCCAAGUAGGCUUCUACCAAUCAACUUGUCCGUCCGCUGAGGAAAUUGUAAGAAAAGCGGUAAACAAGGCUGUGUCAUAUAAUCCAGGACUAGCUGCAGGCAUAAUUAGAAUGCAUUUCCAUGACUGCUUUGUCAGGGGUUGCGAUGCUUCGGUGCUGUUAAAAUCCACACCAGGAAACCCCUCCGAAUUGGAACACCCUGCCAACAACCCAAGCUUACGAGGUUUUGAGGUGAUAGAGGAGGCCAAGGCUGAAAUAGAAGCCGUAUGCCCAAGCACUGUUUCAUGCGCAGAUAUCGUUGCUUUUGCCGCUCGAGACGUUGCUUAUAAACUCGGAAAGAUACAGUAUGAAGUCCCAGCGGGUCGCCGUGAUGGCCGAUUUUCCAGUGAAAAAGAAAUUCGAGGAAAUCUACCACCUCCAAUUUUCAAUGCUCAGCAGCUAGUAGACGCUUUUGCCCGAAAAGGUUUAUCAGCGGACGAGAUGGUGACCCUCUCUGGAGCACACUCCAUCGGCGUUUCCCACUGCUCUUCCUUCUCAAACCGACUCUACUCCUUCAAUGCAACUCAUCCCCAAGACCCUUCUAUGGAUCCUAACUACGCUGCUUUCUUGAGAACCAAGUGUCCUCCUCCGUCCCCGCCUCAGCGGACAAAUAUUGCAGCAGAUCCAACGGUGGUGCUUGAUUCUGUAACGCCUUAUCGUCUGGACAAGAAAUACUUCGUGGAGUUGAGGAAUCACCGUGGACUGUUGACUUCGGAUCAGGCAUUGACCAAUAGCCACUUGACCUCCGCGAUGGUGUUGGACAAUGCCAAACAGGGUUCUGCUUGGGCUGACAAGUUUGCAAAGGCAAUGGUCCGCAUGGGUUCCAUCGAAGUCCUCACCGGUUCUCAGGGAGAGAUUAGAAAGCUUUGCAGCAGAGUUAAUUAAUUUAAACAACACUACUACUUUGCUUUACCAUUUUAUCUCCUUUUUUUUUUUUCUUUUUUUUAAAAUUCUUUUUCGCCUUUGAUUUAAUUUGGUUCCAGCGCAAACAUUGAUUAAUGUCUUGUUUUCUUUCAUCGAUUAAGUUGUGUAUCGUUCUCUCCAUUCAAAUGUAAAUCAUUCUUUCUCAACUCUGAGAUAACAUAAUCUGCAAUUAUUCUAUUUUUAUUUUUUAAAGAAAAUAUAUAUAUGUUUAGUUUAUAAACAUAUAG